GUGUACCUCCGGCCUGCUUCUGGACACCGAAGGAAAGCAAAGGCAGAGGAAAUGGCUGGGGGCCUGAAAGGAGCCACCCACGGAGAAGGACAGAGGCAUCAAGAUGGAUAAAAUCCUUUUCCUUCAUUGAGGCUGAGGGGACCCCUUCAGUUCUGGCUCCAUUCCAGGCUUGCUCAAGUUUCGGACCAUGGGUUGCUGAUCCCUUGAGAAGAAGAGGUUAAGAUACAGUGUGAAAACAAUUCACUGCAAUGGCUGACAGAAAGGGGAGCAGGGGAGGGUGGGGACAGCCAAGGUGGCUUCCUAGAGGAGGCAGCGGCCAGAAGCAAGGCCUAGAAGAGGUCGGUGUGGGAAGGGGAAGCAGACACAGGGCCUGGCCUUGAGUGGGCCUGGUUCCCCCAUCUCCUCUUCCUGAAACGGAGCCGGAGUCCCCACCUCGGCUGUGACCCUGAGUUCUGGAGAGGCCCAACCUACUCCAGCUUUGGACUCUGCCCAGGAAUUUCCACAGAAGUGAACAGGCCAAAUCCCAAGCAGGUUGGACUCAGCCCUCCCCACAGCAACCUGCCCUUAAGUCGGUCCUUCCUGACACUGCCUGCUCACUCCAGGAUCCUCUCCCGCCUCUGCAGCCCUGCCAGGUAGCGGGCACUCCCCAGCCUGCGCCGCCAGCUUCACAACUUGUGCAACUGAAAAGCCUGGCCCAUGACAGACGACACACCGAGACAAAGAGAGGCCAUCUCUCUCGCGCCCAUGGCACAUGGCCUGGAGAACAUGGGGGCUGAGUUCCUGGAAAGCAUGGAGGAAGGCCAGCUCCCACAAGGUAACUCAAGCCUGUCUGAGGGUGUUGGCAGCUGGGACAAAGCAUCGAAGCACGUCUCCAGAUGGAGGAGUCUACAGCUGACGGGGCGAGCGAGAAGCUUCUGCAGGGAGCACAAGCAGCUGUUUAGAUGGGUCCUCACAGGCCUGCUUUGUACUGCCUUCCUGGCUUUCUUGAUCACCGCCUGCCUGCUGGACUUCCAGAGGGCCCUGGCGCUGUUGGUCAUCACCUGUGUGGUUCUCGGCUUUCUGGCCUAUGAUCUGCUGAAGAGGCUUCUGGGGUCCAGGCUGAGGAGGUGUGUGAAGUGUCAAGGCCAUUCUCGCCUGAACCUCUGGCUGAAAAGAGGUCUAGCCCUGGCUGCUGGCCUGGGCCUGAUCUUGUGGCUAUCUCUGGACACCUCUCAGCGGCCAGAACAGCUGGUGUCCUUUGCAGGGAUGUGUGUGUUCCUUGUGCUUCUCUUCGCUGGCUCCAAGCAUCACCGUGCUGUGUCAUGGCGGACUGUGUUCUGGGGCCUUGGACUGCAGUUUGUGCUUGGCCUCUUUGUCAUCAGGACAGAACCAGGAUUUGUUGCAUUCCAGUGGCUAGGGGAUCAGAUCCAGGUCUUCCUGAGCUACACGGUGGCCGGCUCCAGCUUUGUCUUCGGGGACGCUCUGGUCAAGGAUGUCUUUGCCUUUCAGGUUUUACCCAUCAUUGUUUUCUUCAGCUGUGUCAUGUCGGUUCUCUACUACCUGGGCCUCAUGCAGUGGGUGAUCCUGAAGAUUGCCUGGCUGAUGCAGGUCACCAUGGGCACGUCAGCCACUGAGACCCUGAGUGUGGCAGGAAACAUCUUUGUGAGCCAGACCGAAGCUCCUCUGCUCAUCCGGCCCUACCUGGCAGACAUGACUCUCUCUGAAGUUCACGUUGUCAUGACUGGAGGCUACGCUACUAUUGCUGGUAGCCUCCUGGGCGCCUACAUCUCCUUUGGGAUUGAUGCUGCCUCCUUAAUCGCUGCCUCCGUAAUGGCAGCCCCCUGCGCUUUGGCCCUCUCCAAGCUGGUUUACCCGGAGGUGGAGGAGUCCAAGUUCCGGAGUGAGGAAGGAGUGAAGCUGGGUUACGGAGAUGCUCAGAACCUCGUGGAAGCAGCCAGUGCUGGGGCUGCCGUCUCAGUGAAGAUCGUUGCCAACAUUGCUGCCAAUCUGAUUGCCUUCCUGGCUGUCCUGGCCUUCAUCAACGCUGCCCUCUCCUGGCUGGGGGACAUGGUGGAUAUCCAGGGACUCAGCUUCCAGCUCAUCUGCUCCUACAUCCUACGGCCUGUGGCCUUCUUGAUGGGCGUGGCCUGGGAGGACUGUCCAGUGGUGGCUGAGCUGCUGGGCAUCAAGCUGUUUCUAAAUGAGUUUGUGGCCUAUCAAGAGCUUUCCCAGUACAAGCAGCGGCGCCUGGCAGGGGCUGAGGAGUGGCUCGGUGACAAGAAACAGUGGAUCUCUGUCAGAGCAGAAAUCCUGACAACGUAUGCCCUCUGUGGAUUCUCCAACUUCAGCUCCAUCGGCAUCAUGCUGGGAGGCCUCACCUCUCUGGUCCCCCAGCGGAGGAGUGACUUCUCCCAGAUUGUGCUCCGGGCGCUGAUCACUGGGGCCUUCGUGUCCCUGGCAAACGCCUGUGUGGCAGGGAUCCUCUAUGUGCCCAGGGGGCUCGAGGUGGACUGUGUGCCUCUUCUGAAUCAGACCCUCACCAGCAGCAGCUUUGAGGUGUACCAGUGCUGUGGCCAGGUCUUCCAGAACACCAGCUUGGAGUUCGGCCCAGAGGCAUUGGACAACUGCUGUCGAUUUUACAAUCGCACGAUCUGCACAUAGCUGGAACUGAACAGCUUCCUACCCUCAGGGGUCAUUCAUCCCAGAAAGUGUCUGUCCUCAGGAGGCCAUGGAACUCAUCACUACUUCCACAGUUCUACAGUUGGGAACCGGUGCUACAGGGAUUGGAGACAUCGUAAAUGAAAACACCUCCCGCCCUGGUCACAUCACUACUCCCCCAUGUGCUGCCUCUUUAAAGUGUGCGUCCCCAGCGUCUCUCCUGCUCCCGUGCCCUCUGCCAGUUCACCUUCUGGUCCCCUCUACUCCUCUUCCCUUGGGAUCCUCAUGUGUACCUGUCCAAAGCCUCCUCCCUGCUCCCUCCCGAGCAUCACACUUGUUGGUCCCACCCCCUCCAGAAGCUGCCUCUAGAGACACCCACCUUCACGCAGUCCCCCAGAGUGCUUUCCAAACUGGUGCCCCGAGGGACAGCAUCUCAGCAGGUGCGAGUUUGGAGCCCUGAGCUAACUAAAGUUGGACAGGGUUCGUUUGAUACGGUUUUUAGACAGGGCCUCGUGCAGCUCGUUCUGGUCUUGAGCUCACUCUGCAGCUGGGGAUGACUCCUGAUCCUCCUGCUGUCACCUCCCGAGUGCUGGGAGUACAGCUGUGUCCAUCACACCUGGCCCAUAAGAACUUGCUAUUUGAGCUGUCAGGAGAUCUCAGCAGGCAAAGGCAUCUGCAGCUCAACUCGGUGAGCCGAGUCUGAUCCUGGGGCCCCAUAGUGAGAGGAGAGAAUAUGUGUGCUACGGCACAUGCCCCACCUCUCCCCAUUAAAAAUAACGAAAUGCAGCUAGGUAGUAGUGGCGUACACCUUUAAUCCCAACACUUAGGAGGCAGAGGCAGAUGGAGCUCUGAGUUUGAGACCAGCCUGGUCUACGGACAGAGUUCCAGGACAGGGAAGGCUACGUAGAGAAACCCUGACUCGAACAAAACAGUAAUAAUAAUAGUAGUAGUUGUAAUAUAACUAUCAUUUUAAAAUGACAUUUUUUGUGCAUGAGUGUGAUGUGAGUGUAAGGAUGUGAGUGCUAUCACAGACAUGUGGAGAUUAGAAAACAACUUUUGAGAUUUGGUUCUUCCACCUUUAUAUAGAUUCUGAGGAUCAAAUUCGAGUCUUCAGGCUUGCAUGGCAAGUUCUUUACCUGAGGGGCCAUUUGCCAGCCCAAGAUGUUUCUUUGUUUUGUUGUUUGUUUGCUUAUAACAGGGUUCUUACUAUGUAGCCCUGGCAGUCCUGGAACUCACUGUGCUGGGAUUAAUAAGGGCAUGCACCACCACUCCCAGCUCCAGGAACUUUUCUUGGUAAAAGUGUCUUUUUGAAGGUGUCAUAGAAUACAGUUGGGCAAAUAUCUCAGAGUCACAUUGCUCUAUUUUCCCUGAUUGUGACACCAGCGAAUGUUUGCACAGAACUGGAAUCAGUUAUGACUCUCAGUGCUUUAUAGGUUUUCUUUCAGUCCUCGCAACUAUCCUAUGAGGCUGGCGCGGUUGUUAUCCCUAGUUGACAUAGUAGAGCCCCAGAGAGGUGAAGUAACUUGCCUAAUGAAACAUAGCUAGGAAGAAGAAAAGACAGGCUUUGAGCCCAGGGCAUUAAAAUUUCUAUAAUCAGUGAUACACUAGCCUGCCAGUGUCUGAGGGACUCUAUUGGGUGACUAGACAGCUCCUCCUUUCUGCCUCUUGUCCUGAUGUCAUGCCUUGAGCUCCAUUAGGUCAGGUUUUGAUGUUUGCUUCCAAAUAUUUCCAAAUCCCUGUGCUGAUCAGUCUAUGACAACUCAACACAAACUAGAAUCACAUGGGAAGAGGGACCUCAACUGAGGAAUCACUUCCACUGGCCCGUGGGCAAGUCUGUGGAUCUGUGGAUUGUCGGUUGGGAGGGCCCAGUCCACUGUGGGCGGUUCCAUUCCUAGGCAGGUGCCUAUGCAUGCUAUAGGAAAGCAAACCGAGCAAGCUGUGGAGAGCAAGCCAGGAAGCAGUGUUCCUCUGUGGUCUCUGCUUUCUCCCGCUCCUGCCUCCAGCUUCCCUAGGUAAAGGCCUGUGCUUGAGAUAUGUAAACCAAAUAAACUCUUUCCUUCUGA
Messenger RNA from Mesocricetus auratus (golden hamster), 4700 nucleotides. RefSeq names its product solute carrier family 28 member 1 (gene Slc28a1). Gene Ontology annotation, cellular component: membrane. NCBI's taxonomy places the organism in Eukaryota, Metazoa, Chordata, Mammalia, Rodentia, Cricetidae. The record is from RefSeq and is a predicted model, not a curated record. The coding region runs from base 697 to 2640 and encodes 647 amino acids. Gene Ontology annotation, biological process: cytidine transport; pyrimidine nucleobase transport; uridine transmembrane transport. Gene Ontology annotation, molecular function: pyrimidine- and adenosine-specific:sodium symporter activity. The transcript has 19 exons.